AUGGAUUAUUGUAUAUUGCUGAAAUAUUGGGUCUAUGAUCAAAUAAAGAAAUUUAAUAAAAAUGGCAAAAAGGACAUUGAUGUCUUUGUACUUACUGAAAAACUAAGAAAAUUGCAAUAUACUAUUAGAAAUGAAGAAUCUGUUAAUUUUGAAUGUUACGAUGAUUAUAGUGAUUAUUUCAGUAAUUGGGAAGAGGAGAAAGCUUUAUAUGAGUAUUUUGUAAAUUUUAAAGAAAUAAUAGAUAGUUCUAAACCUGAUAAUACAGGGGAAAACAAGUACAUUCCUUACAUUCAAUAUAUUGUUAAACUAUACAAAAAAAAAACAACUGAAGAAGGUUGUUGUAAUACUAAGUGUCAUCAUCCUUGUGAUCAUUAUUUUAAUUGCGAUCCAGAGUAUGAUCCUGAAAAUCUCCUAUUAAAAUUAAAAGCUAAGGAAAAAGGUUAUGCAUUAGUAUCGUGUUAUAACAUUGGAAAAAAAUAUCCAAAUGUUGAAAAUAUAUUUAGGCCUACAAAAAAGAGGAAGAAUUUUAUUCUAAAAAGAUCGAAGCAGAAGGCAGAAGUAUCGGGGGAAAAAAUAUGCCAUGGUAUUAUUACGAUUCUGAGGCAGCUGAUGAGGAAGUAUCUCAUGUAG
Molecule: messenger RNA, 630 nt
Organism: Plasmodium cynomolgi strain B
Lineage: Eukaryota; Apicomplexa; Aconoidasida; Haemosporida; Plasmodiidae
Product: VIR-like CYIR protein
Exons: 2
Coding region: 1-630 (209 amino acids)
Source: RefSeq, a predicted model, not a curated record